This is a messenger RNA of Seminavis robusta, 948 nucleotides long. NCBI's taxonomy places the organism in Eukaryota, Bacillariophyta, Bacillariophyceae, Naviculales, Naviculaceae. The record is from the annotation of a GenBank genome assembly.
AUGACCAGAUUGCUAUUAUGCAUCAAGACGGAUGUCGACGACACGCUUGCCAGGGUGAAGAGAAUUGAGACUGCUGUGGCUACACCAGGUGCUCGAAGGUUAUGGAAGGAAGAAGAAAACUCCAAUGACUCCAACAAUGAGCAAACGUUGCAGAUUGCAGUUCCCUUAGGCGUUGGCUUCAUGGGCCAUGAUGGGAACUACAGGGUUGAAGACAGAUCAUUCCAUGAUGAGGAGGUAGCCUUGGCGUUUCUCCGUGAUACUCUUCGAGUCCAAAGAGGCUUUUCGUCCAGCAAUACUGCUGACUUGGCCCUCUCUGUGGUAGAGCGCACUCAAUGUGCACUCGUAGUGAAUGCCAUUCCUGUCCACUCAGGAACAGAUGAGCAGAGACCUGAAAAUGCAGCAAAGUUUCGAUUGAAUGUGUGGCAAGAGAGAGCUCAGCUGAAAUGUGGCUUUGCUGCCACAACCACAAGUGAAGACAAGAAGACUCUUUUUGUUGCAGAAGGGGAGAAAAAGAUUGACACAGGUGUCUACUUUGAGCUCGAGGAUCCCUGUAUUGACUUCUCCUUUGUUGAAGUUGAUGUCUACAGCAAUGAAUUCGAGGAAAGGAAUCCAGUGAUCACGGGGAAAGCAGCUGGCCACAAAUUUGAGAAAGCCAAGGUUUUUGUUUCACCCCAAAAGUGCAUGAAUGGAGGAGAGUCCCUUUGUGUCGCUGACAGUUCUGGCACCAGAAUCUAUGACAUUAGUUUCAGUGCCACUGAAUCCGAAGGUUCUGCCCUUCACGAUAGCUGCCGUGUGGUUGUCUUGGAAAAGGACCAAUACAAUCGUGCGCUCAAGGGACACUUGGCUCCCCACCUUUCAGAGGCAAAACAACAGGAACUUGAGGAUUCUUCAAGUGAAAAAUUCGUUGUCGGGAGCAUCAAGCUCUGUCGCAGCAAGCAUCCAAAGUAA